GCGUUAUUCGGUUUCGAGCCGCAGCUGCGUUCAUACGAGAUCGGCCGCGUUCCGGAAACCAUGCUCGACGUGACGACGCGCCCGGAAAAAUCCGGAUUUUGUCAUUGAGAGCUCGGGUGAUUCGCGCCCAUUCAGUGCUUUCGAUUCGUUCAGGUGAUCAAAAUUUUUCUGUGUGGAAAAAAUUCUCUCACCACGUGGACUACCCUGUGCCGCUCACAACGCUGGAACAUUUAAAGCCUAUCGUGGCUUCUAUCAACACCCUUAUUGGUAACUGUGAGAAUAUGGAGGCCACUUAUUGCGUCGGCAGCGAUGUAGAUGUGUGCAGGAUGUUCGAUCAGUACUUAUACAAGAGAUCCGAAAACGUUGACUUAUCCCUGAGCAUACCACAGACAAACUUCCAAUCGAACGGCUACGACAUGGGCGACCAGACAUUUCAUACGCCUAGUUUCGGCGACGAAGACUUCGACAUUCCCGCGAUCAACCCCCAGCAGCAACAGCAGCAGCAGCAAGUCAGCACGGAGCAGCAGCAUUACCAGCAGCAGCCGAUGCAAGGCAUGCAGCAGAUGAACCAACAAAUGAACCAACAGCAGGACGGCGGCAUGGGCAUGCACGACCCCACAGGGGGGUACCAGCAGCCGCUGUACUUGUCAGGUCCCGAUCACGGGAUGGUCAAUCCGUCCUACCACAGUCCACAACCCAACUACUCGAUGAGUCCUAGCCAGCAGCAACAGCACAACAAUCAACUACUGAUGAUACAGCAACAGCAGCAGCAUCAGCAAAUGAUGAUGAGUCACGGACAGCCGCCUCCAGGCGCGAUGAAUCAGUACGGGACGUCGCCGCAACACCCCCAAGGGAGGGGGAACAGCCCGCCGGCGCCGCCGGGGCAAGAACCCACCACCAGCGAGGACAGCGACGACAGCACGCCGCAUCCCGCUAUGAUGACGGCGAUGAAGAGGCCGUCGCCCGAACCCGCGGACCAAGCGUUAACGAAAACGCAGAAAAAGCCCAAAGUCCAGAAGAAGAAAAAGAAGCGGGACCCUAACGAGCCCCAAAAACCCGUUUCGGCGUACGCCUUGUUCUUCCGUGAUACGCAAGCAGCCAUCAAGGGACAAAAUCCCAAUGCCAGUUUUGGCGAAGUCUCGAAAAUCGUCGCUUCCAUGUGGGACGCUUUAGAUUCGGAACACAAGAAUGUAUACAAGAAAAAAACCGAGGCGGCCAAAAAAGAAUACCUGAAAGCGCUGGCAGCUUACAGGGCUAGUUUAGUAUCGAAAGGUGCCGGCGAGAACGAAGGCAUGUAUGGAAACUACGGCAACUAUAGUGCCGGUGGCCCGCAAUACGGCGGCUACACCCCCCAAGGAACCAUUCCGUCACCCCCCAUGUCGUCGGCAGGGGCGACGCCCCCCACACAACAGCCCCCCAUAGGUAAAAAACCCAUGAUGACGAAUAUGAACCAGGCCCAGCAACAGCAGCAGCAGCAACAGCACCAAAGCAUGAUGCAGCCUUCAAUGGGCCAAGUCCAUAUGCAGCACAUGCAGCAGCAACAGCACAAUACGUAUAUGCAACAGGUUCCUCAGCAGCAGCACAUGCCCGUGUCGCCCCAGCAGCAGCACGCCGUGUCACCUCACAUGCAACAGCACGUCAGUCCGCCCCCGAUGGUGUCGAGUUCGCCUCCCGUUUCGGCAGCGCCACCUUCAGUACCAACAACGGUAGCUCAACAGAACGUAGCGCAGGGCCAGAUGAGACCACCGAAUUCGUGUAUACGGCACGGGUGCCCCAAUCCGGCCAUCACAAAUUCGGAGUGGGAGGACGAGUAUUGCAGUAACGAAUGUGUGGUUAGCCACUGCCGGGAUGUUUACACAAAUUGGGUAGCCAGCAACAAGAACCAAUCACAAAAUUUCUCGACAGUUAAAUAAAUUGUAGAAUAGGGAUUGUUGCAAGUUUCGAAGCUAAGCAAUACGACAGGAACAGAAUAGAGUAUUAAGUUUGUAAGCGGUUCGUCUGCAGUUCUGGUAAAGUUGUGUUAUAGUGAGAGGAUAGGUUAAGAUGUAAAUAAAAUGAUAAUCAUUUAGAGAGUGAGGUUGUAUUGUGGGAAGCAAUAGGAGCAAUACGAUUUCAUGAUAGGUAUACAAUACAGACCUUGUAAUCCUAGCAUAUACACGUUGUAUAUUUAAUUAUUGAGAAAUUUGUUAAUUCAUGCUCUGUAAAUGCAUGUUCCCUUUGGAAAAUGGUAGUUAGACAUGUCCAAAGUACAUAAGAAAAUAUAUAAGAUGAAUCUAUUUUAGUUCAUAGUUAGGUCUUUGUUGUUACGGAACGUUCCCCGACCCCUGUGAAUAUGUGAGUGGAUGGAUGAGAGGCGUGUUAAGCGCAUCUAACCGUGUUCUCUGUUCCUCGUACUGAAUUCCAUUGAUUAUUUCAAUCGGAUCUUUGAAUCAGUUGGUUUUGUCGAAGAUCUCGAUCUGACCCAUAGUUUGUAGCGACAAUUAUUUUUAUAUCAUUGACCAAUCAAAGUUACGCUUUUUUGUCGAUGUAUAUAAAUUGCAGUUGUUAUUUUAUUGUUAUUGAUGUAAUAAGCAAUUCGGUUGCGUCAACAUCCCUAGUAUUAAAUACGUGGUGAAGGAUGUAUAUUUGUGAAUAUUUUGAACGACUUGUUAAGAUUCGAACUGUUUGAAGCAGUGAUAUUGUUAUACUCCGUUUUUAGUUUCCUUCUCGACUGUUUGAGACAGUUUGAACUGUGAGAACUGUACAUUACGUUUAGGAAAAUACACAUUAUUACGACGUCAUACUUAGUUCUCAUUGUUCCUUCGAUUGUUCGUGGUUUUCGUUCUGGACUGAUAUAAACACGCAACAAUCAGCGAUUCGUUCAUUCGGAUAUCAAAAAUCACGACUACUCCAAUCCUUAUCUCUACAUGAGCUUUAAAAUUAUUAAGUACAAUUUAUGUUUCACUAUUACAUUGUAAAUAUCAUAUUUUAUCCUGACAAGCACACCUAUACUAUGUAAUCAAUUAAUAUUUAAAAUAAAUGAAUAGAUUCUACUCAAAA
Messenger RNA from Zophobas morio, 3039 nucleotides. Its product is annotated as TOX high mobility group box family member 4-like. Gene Ontology annotation, molecular function: chromatin DNA binding. Gene Ontology annotation, cellular component: nucleus. The transcript is spliced from 8 exons. The coding region runs from base 282 to 1913 and encodes 543 amino acids. NCBI's taxonomy places the organism in Eukaryota, Metazoa, Arthropoda, Insecta, Coleoptera, Tenebrionidae. The record is from RefSeq and is a predicted model, not a curated record. Gene Ontology annotation, biological process: regulation of transcription by RNA polymerase II.